Nicotiana tabacum (common tobacco) is the source of this 3288-nucleotide messenger RNA. RefSeq names its product U-box domain-containing protein 4. Gene Ontology annotation, molecular function: protein binding; ubiquitin-protein transferase activity. Lineage: Eukaryota; Viridiplantae; Streptophyta; Magnoliopsida; Solanales; Solanaceae. The record is from RefSeq and is a predicted model, not a curated record. Gene Ontology annotation, biological process: protein ubiquitination.
UUUAGUACUACUCCUUCGGCAUGUCUGUCACCAUUUUCAAAACUCCUGCAACUAUGAUCAGAGGAACCUAAAUCCCCACCCUCCACCCCCACCGCAAUCCCAUCCCCAGCUCUCAACAUUUCUCGUGCAAUUUUGGCUGGAUCUGAUUCAUACAAAUUGUGGAAAAUUCAAGCCCUAAGGCCACAUGAGGGUGAAAUAGUGCCUCAUUGCGGUUUGUCGAAAAAGGAAGAUAUUAAAAAAGAUCGUCUUUUCAAUGUCUUAAUAGAGUGUAUUUAGAUCAAGUACCAUGGAAAUAUUUGCACUUAAAAUCAUCCUGCUUCCGGUAACAGGCGAAGAGAAUGAGAGAGGGAAAUUAUAAGCUCAUUACUUUCAUAGAAAGGAAUCAGAGAAAGAGAUAUUCAAGGCACCUCUAAAGUUUUUAAUCGGCAUGAACAGUUCCAAUGGGCAAGAUAGAGGGCUCAUCUAAUUAGGAAGCUGGGCUGUUGUUAACUUGAUUUAUUUGGAUACACAAUAUGAGAAAGUUAUACAGCUUAUUGUAGCUGAAGCUUUUGCUAAUAAGGUGCAAUGGAGAUGUCAUUGUUGAAAGUUCUUCUCAACAACAUCUCCCAAUUUUUCCAUUUAUCAUCAAGUGAAAGCAUAAGUGAUGUACUGGUUCAGAGGUAUUAUUGCAAGAAUGAGGAUGUGCUGAAUAUUUUAAAGCCGAUUCUUGAGGCCAUUGUUGAUGUUGAAGCAGCUUCCAAUGAGCUGCUUCAGAAAGCAUUUGGCAGAGUAGCUCAAUUUAUUGAUGGACUGAGGGAGCUGUAUGAAACCUGGCAACCAUUGGGCAGUAAAGUUUAUUUUGUUCUGCAAGCUGAAUCACUGAUUGUAAAAAUCCGAACAUGUAGUCUUGAAAUUCUCGAGCUACUUAAAACUUAUCAUCAAUGCCUUCCUGCUGAUACAACUUUGACAUCUCUUGAGGUAGGGAGCCAAAAACAGCACUCUAUACUAAAAAUUAAGUAUGUGGAUUAUGAACUGAUGUCCAUGACUAUCACAAAGGCUAUUAAGGCUCAAAUGGAAGGGUUGGGAGCAAGCUCAGACAGCUUUGCAAAAAUUGCCGAUUGCCUUAGAUUGAACUCAAACAAAGAGCUUUUGAUUGAGCUUGUGGCCCUUGAACAAUUGAAGGAGAACGCUGAACAAGCUGAAAAGAGUGAGGAAGUUGAAUAUAUUGAGCAAAUUAUAGCGCUUGUUUCCAAUAUGCAUGACCGCUUUGUCACAAUGAAGCAGUCUCAGACCUGCACGCCUGUGCCGAUACCUCCUGAUUUUUGUUGCCCCCUCUCACUUGAGUUGAUGACUGACCCUGUAAUUGUUGCUUCCGGACAAACUUAUGAGCGAGCUUUUAUAAGGAAAUGGAUUGAUCUCGGUCUUACUGUUUGUCCUAAGACAAGGCAAACGCUGGGGCACACAAAUCUCAUUCCUAAUUACACUGUUAAGGCACUUAUUGCAAAUUGGUGUGAAUCAAACAAUGUAAAGCUGCCUGAUCCGAUGAAAUCUCUGAGCUUGAAUCAGCCGUGUUCACUUCUAGCACAUGCAGAUUCUGGUGUGCCCAGGGAUACCCAGGGUUUUCCCCUUCCGAGGGGCAAUCACUCUUCGUCACCAGAUUCUGCUCGCUCUUUAAGUUCUCCUAGGAAGAGUUUGAUUUCAUCAAGUAUAAACCAAAGAGAAGGAUCAUCUCCAUCCCAUCCCCAUUCCUCUUCAGAUGAUUCUUUACCUGGAGUUGCUAGUAAUAUGCUUGCUCUGGAUGUUGAAAGGAUAUCUAUUAAGAGUUCUGAAGAACGUAUGGCCCACUCUGGAGAGAUAAAAUCAACUGGUAAUAGUAUGUUAGCAGCCGAUGAACACUCCCUUGUAGGUCAUAAUCGAACUACCUCGGCACCCAGCACACUAUCUAAUUCAAACUUUUCACCUGCAAUUUCUGGUGAUGGAAAUGAAGUGUCUUCAAGGUCAGCAGCGGCUGCGACUGAUGCUUCAGGGGAUGUGUCAGAAUCCCGUCCUGCUGCUCCAUUGUCUGUCCUACGAAGGGAGCCGGAAUUCCCAUCCAUGUUGGAGACAAGAGCUCGAAAUCAAUCCAUCUGGCGUAGACCUUCUGAGAGGUUUCCUAGAAUAGUUUCUUCUGCUACGGUCGAAAGAAGGGCUGAUCUUUUGGAAGUUGAGGAGCAAGUGAGGAAGCUAGUUCAGGACUUGAAUAGCGAUUCCAUUGAUGUGCAAAGAGAUGCCACAGCUGAACUCCGAUUACUUGCCAAGCACAAUAUGGAUAAUCGUAUUGUAAUUGCAAGCUGUGGUGCUAUCAACUUGUUGGUCAACUUACUUCAUUCGGAAGACAUGAAUGUACAGGAAAAUGCUGUUACUGCACUUCUCAACUUAUCAAUUAAUGACAACAACAAGUGUUUGAUUGCAAAUGCCGAUGCAAUUGAACCUCUGAUUCAUGUCCUUCAAACAGGGACUGCUGAGGCUAAAGAAAACUCCGCUGCUACACUUUUUAGCCUUUCUGUGAUUGAGGAUAACAAGAUGAAGAUUGGGAGGUCUGGGGCUAUAAAACCUCUUGUGGAUUUGUUGGGUAAUGGAACUCCUAGGGGAAAGAAGGAUGCAGCAACAGCUUUGUUUAACUUGUCAAUACUUCAUGAAAACAAGGCUCGCAUUGUGCAGGCUGGUGCUGUAAAGUUUCUCGUAGAGUUGAUGGACCCCGCUGCUGGGAUGGUCGACAAGGCUGUUGCUGUUUUGUCAAAUCUUGCAACCAUUCACGAGGGAAGAGCAGCAAUUGGUCAGGAAGGAGGGAUUGCUGUUCUGGUUGAGGUUGUUGAGUUGGGUUCCGCAAGAGGUAAGGAGAAUGCAGCAGCAGCUCUGUUGCAAUUAUGCACUAACAGUAGCAGAUUCUGCAACAUGGUUCUCCAGGAAGGAGCUGUACCUCCAUUAGUGGCAUUGUCACAGUCUGGAACUCCUAGAGCCAGAGAAAAGGCUCAGGCACUUCUUAGCUACUUCAGAAACCAACGGCAUGGUAAUGCAGGGAGGGGCUGAUUUAUACAUUGAACAUAAUACUUUUCUUGAGGUAAUUAAUUAACUGAUUAAAUGAUGUGUGUAAAUUUUAUAUUGAAAGUUAUUCAUGUAGAGAUUCUGCUUAUUGCUAAAAUUUGUGAUAUGAGAAAGAAAAAUGAUAUAUGGAGGUUCUUAUGAGUCCAUCCCAUUAAGAACUUACUUUAUACUUGUAAAAAGUUUCAGAUUGCAUCAGUUAUAAUGUUACAUUGGCGAGAUCGAUAA